Cyphellophora attinorum is the source of this 1884-nucleotide messenger RNA. Its product is annotated as Translation machinery-associated protein 64. The record is from RefSeq and is a predicted model, not a curated record. NCBI's taxonomy places the organism in Eukaryota, Fungi, Ascomycota, Eurotiomycetes, Chaetothyriales, Cyphellophoraceae. Gene Ontology annotation, molecular function: translation initiation factor activity. The transcript has 2 exons. Bases 1 to 1884 code for a protein of 627 amino acids. Gene Ontology annotation, biological process: translational initiation; formation of translation preinitiation complex.
AUGUUCAAGAAGAAGCCUCAGAUCAAGAAUCUGUCGCCUCUCCGGUCCUCAGAUCGUCGCAAGUUGGCCGACCAAAUAAUCGCGGAUUAUCAGGUCAUCGUACCCUCUGACCAGGAGCAAGAGAAUGCGAGUGAUGCUUCACCAGCGCCGACGUUGUCUUCGAUACGUUCGUCACUCCUGCCAGACAAUCUACAAAGCGCACGCUUCACAACACUUGCCGGAGCGACAGCCACGUUGGUGUCGGGAACAGUAUACGUAGGAUCACACCCCGGCCUCGAAGAACGAAUCCUCUGGAUACAGUAUGGGAAAGAGGUGAGAUUAUAUCCUACGGUCUACACACUGUGGCAGAACCCUGGUUUAGUCCCAUUAUUGCACACACCAGACUUCGUGAUCGAGAAGUUGCAGACGGGUGCAGACCUGAUGACUCCUGGCCUGUUCGGUGGUCCACCAUGGCCUGAAAGAGCCAGUCCUGGCGCUGUGGUUGCCGUUGCUGGGAUGCAGAAUGAUACGGUACCAGUUUGGGUUGGAACGUGCAAAAUAGAUGUCAGUGCAUUAGGUCGAGUGCAAGGUAUGAAAGGCGCCGCGGUCGAGGGCAUACACUGGAAGGGAGACGAACUGUGGACUUGGAGCCAAAGUGGUGUCGGAGGCCGCGCUGCCCCGACGGCGAUCGAAGGCUGGUCAGGCUUGGCCUCGAGGCUGGCCACAGGCAUUGAGGACGCUGAUCUUGACGAUGAUGAGGAGGACGCUGCCCAGGAAGAGGGCGGAGUCUCGCUCGUGGCCCCUCUAGAGGAAGAGCACACAGAAAAUGAGACACAGCAGCCUAAUGGCGACACAGAGCAUGUGCCAACGACACCCGAGGUUGACGCAGCAUUCAAAGAAGCAUUCCUAUUCUCUGUGGUAAGUGCGAAGAAAUCAGGGAGUCCACCUCCCAGGUAUGGUAUCGACUUUCCAAUUGGACAGGCCGGUGUUAUCGACAAAAUGAUCAAGCCAUUCUUGCGGUACGACUCGCCUCACUACACUAUCAAGAACACAUCAUCAAGCGGCGAGACAAGGAUAUAUGAUAUCGACUUCGACGAUCAACAAGUGCUUGUCUUCACGCCAUACUCCCUGCCGACUCCCAAAACGGCAGCUGCGAAACCACCCAACGACAGUAAGACCAGUAAUGGCACACACGCUUCCGACGUCCGGCUUGUAACGCUGUUCCGUCCAUCACCAAAGCUCUAUCCAGAUCUCUUCCCGUCCAAACAUGGCUUCUACUCCGGCGCACAGGUCUCGCAGACACUGAAGACUUACAUAACUGCCAAUCCUGAGCUGUCACAAGGUACAUCCUCAAAACGACAUAUCAAGUUGAAUCCUUUCAUCGCCAACACCAUCCUCAACGGUUCCUCCUCAGAAGACAAUGCCAUACUUGCUGCUGGCGAGAUAGGCCGCGAUGUCCUCUCCCGUCGGAUCUCCGACGACACAAUACUCAUGGCUCCGCAUUGGGUUCUACUACAGCCUCCAGCGUCCAAGGAGUACAAUCCUGCAGAUCCCGCCGCUACACUCUCGGCACACAAUAUCAAGCCGAAGCCGUACCCGCCACCUAGUGUUCUCAUCACGAUCGAGAAACGGACAGGCACGAAGACAGUGACACGAAUCUCCGGUUUCGAGACAUUUGGUCUCAACCCACAGACCUUAGCGCCCGAGCUACAGAAAAAGUGCGCAGGUUCUGCUUCUAUUGGCCAGCUCAUGGGCGGCAAGCCUGGUACGAUGGAGAUCACUGUGCAGGGAGACCAGACCGAUAUUGUCAGAUCAGAGCUGGUCAAGCGAGGCGUCCAUACGGAGUGGGUCCAGGUCGAUGACAAAACAAAGAAGAAGAAGAAGGGCGCGCAGCCUGGUCGGUAG